Hemicordylus capensis (graceful crag lizard) is the source of this 5375-nucleotide messenger RNA. RefSeq names its product heat shock protein family A (Hsp70) member 12B (gene HSPA12B). The transcript is spliced from 13 exons. NCBI's taxonomy places the organism in Eukaryota, Metazoa, Chordata, Lepidosauria, Squamata, Cordylidae. Bases 322 to 2370 code for a protein of 682 amino acids. The record is from RefSeq and is a predicted model, not a curated record.
UGGAGGCAGCCAGAAAGAAAGGCAGAGCAGGCUGGAAGGGAGGCUGGGACAGGGAGGCCAGGGGGAGGCAGGCAGGCAGGCUCUCUGGGUACGCUCCGUGGCUCCCGAGCGAAAGAAGCGAGGCCAGAGGGGGCCGAGGGCACAUCAGCAGACCCCACGGGGGCCACACCAACCCCCCAGGCCAGCCUGAGCGGAGGGCUGCAACCUUGCAGCUGCGUCUGGGGCGGGCCAGCUCAGAGCUCCUUGGCACCAGGAAUCGGAGGUGAGCUGAUCUCUGGGCACAUCCUCUGGGGGAGGCAAAGCCAGAGAGGUGAUGUGAAGAUGUCGACACUCGUUGAAUCCACCAUGCACACUCUCCAGAUCGGUACAAACAGUGAGCGGUCCUGCACGCCGUCUCCACCAAAUUCCCCCGGUCUCCACAACGAAAGCUGCAGUAUCGCCCCUCUCACACCAUCCCACUCACCGAGGAAUGAAAUCCGAUCGCGCCAGCCGGGUCGCUUCUCCGUGGUGGUGGCCAUUGACUUCGGCACCACCUCCAGUGGCUACGCCUUCAGCUUUGCUAGCGACCCAGAAGCCAUUCACAUGAUGAGGAAAUGGGAAGGCGGAGACCCUGGUGUUGCCCAUCAGAAGACCCCCACCAGCCUGCUGCUGACACCAGAAGGCACUUUCCACAGCUUUGGCUAUACUGCUAGGGAUUAUUAUCACGACCUGGAUCCUGAGGAGGCUCGGGACUGGAUGUACUUUGAGAAGUUUAAAAUGAAGAUCCACAGCACCAGCGAUCUGACCAUGAAAACUGAACUGGAAGCUGUGAACGGGAAGAAAGUGCAGGCUCUGGAGGUCUUUGCCCACGCACUCAGCUACUUCAAACGGCAAGCUAUACAGGAACUCAAGGACCAGUGCCCGGCGCUGCCCGAGAAAGACGCCAUCCGGUGGGUGAUCACCGUGCCAGCCAUUUGGAAACAGCCCGCCAAGCAGUUCAUGAGAGAGGCAGCCUAUCUGGCCGGGCUCGUCCCUCCAGAGAGCCCAGAGCGGCUGCUGAUUGCCCUGGAGCCAGAAGCCGCCUCCAUCUAUUGCCGGAAACUCCGCCUCAACCAGCUGAUAGACCUCAGCUACAAGCCCCAGGCCAACGGGCCCCCGUCAGACCUGCCCAUCGACUCCAGCUUCCGGCAGGCCCGAGAACAGCUACGCCGUUCCCGACACAGCAGGACCUUCCUGGUGGAGUCCGGAGUGGGCGAACUCUGGUCCGAAAUGCAGGCAGGAGACCGCUACAUCGUGGCCGACUGCGGAGGAGGGACAGUGGACCUGACCGUCCACCAGAUCGAGCAGCCCCAGGGGACACUCAAGGAGCUCUACAAAGCGUCAGGGGGCCCCUAUGGGGCCGUGGGCGUGGACCUGGCCUUCGAGAGACUGCUCUGCCAGAUUUUUGGCGAGGACUUCAUUGCCACCUUCAAGGCCAAGCGCCCGGCGGCCUGGGUGGACCUGACCAUUGCCUUCGAGGCCCGCAAGCGGACGGCCGCCCCCCACCGGGCCAACCCCCUCAACAUCUCGCUGCCCUUCUCGUUCAUCGACUUCUACCGCAAGCAUCGGGGCCAGAAUGUGGAGACCGCGCUCAAGCGAAGCAGCGUGAAUUUGGUGAAGUGGUCCUCCCAAGGGAUGCUGCGUAUGUCUCCCGAAGCCAUGAACGAGCUCUUCCAGCCAACCAUCAGCCAGAUCAUUAACCACAUUGAUGACCUCAUGCGGAAACCGGAAGUCAAAGGCAUCAAGUUCCUCUUCCUGGUGGGAGGGUUUGCCGAGUCGGCCAUGCUGCAGCACGCCGUCCAGUCCGCUUUCAGCUGCGCUUGCCGUGUCAUCAUCCCGCAGGACGUGGGGCUGACCAUCCUCAAAGGGGCCGUGCUCUUUGGCCUGGACCCCACCAUCGUCCGAGUGAGGCGCUCGCCCCUGACCUACGGCGUGGGGGUGCUGAACAAGUUCGUGGAGGGGAAGCACCCCAAGGAGAAGCUGCUGGUCAAAGAGGGGAAGAAUUGGUGCACGGACAUUUUCGAGAAGUUUGUCUCCGUGGACCAGUCUGUGGCCUUGGGCGAGGUGGUGCAGAGGAGCUACUGCCCAGCCCGGGCGGGGCAACGCAAGAUCAUCAUCAACAUCUACUGCUGCACCACAGAUGAUGUGGUCUACAUCACCGAUCCAGGAGUGAGGAAAUGCGGCACCAUCAGCCUGGACUUGGAUGAGCUGGAUGCGUCCAACUCUCCCAAGAGGAGCCGGCGCGAGAUACGGGCCAGUAUGCAGUUUGGCGACACAGAGAUCAAGGUGACGGCCAUGGAUGUCAGGACGUCAAAGGUUGUGCGGGCCUCCAUUGACUUCCUGUCCAACUGAAGCUCCAGAAUGAGACCGUGGGGGUGAGGGAGGAUCCAGAGAUGCCUGGCCUCACCACCUCUUCACAAAAAGCAUCGCAGCCCCUUCCUCAGUGAGCAUGUCCUGUGCUCAUGUGACUGUUGCAAUUAGCACAGAAAGUCAAUCACAGACCAGCUUCCAGAGGCAAGUCUUUAUGGCACGAACCCACCCACGGGAGCCAAGCUAGAAGAGCCCUUGAACUGAGCUGGUUGUAUGUCUUGGACCAGAGUCAAAGUUCAGCCUUUCAGGACUCUCAAAAAGAGCAGGAUACCAGGACAUUGGCCUGCCAACUUAACGCCAACUGCUCCAAGGAACUACAUUUCCCAGCUGCUCCAACUUGCCCAGACAAGUUUUCUCCAGCUUCACUUUGUUUUCGGGAGUUGCCAGUUUUCUUUAGGUUCUGGAGUGACAAAUGUGUGAGUUGUGAGGGGAUGUUUUGAUGAGAUGUUUCACAAUGCAGCCACCCUGUUGCUCAAGAGAUCUUUUGACUAGAGUGGAGUCUAGUUGUUGCCUGUAUUUAAGGAUGCUGAAAGAUCCCGAUGGGAAAACAUCCAUCACUUUUUAAAUGUAAAAAUUGCAUGGAGAGAAGUGUCCGCAACAGUAAAUAUGCUGUUUUCACAUGACAUUAUUCUUGAGGGAGUAUUGUUAGAGCUGCAAAAAUAAGCCACAACUGGAUUGAGGAGCUGCAAGACAUUUAAGUCAUGUGCAUGUGUGAUGUGCAACAACUAAUUGGAUCUGCUGGGAGAGACUCUCUGCUUUUGAACAGAGGACAUGAUGUGCUAAAAGCAGUGGGCGAGAUGCAGCUGCUGCACAAGAGUGGGCUGGAUUUUGCAGGAGAAGAGCAAACGGCCUGAGAGGUGGUCACUUUCUCUUCAGAAGGACUGUCCCUGCAAAGGAACACCUACACCCCUGAGUACUGGUGGCUUCCAUUAUUGCUCCCAAAAGCCAUUUCCAAGGACGAAAAGUGGUCUCUUUCUAAAGUUCUACUUGUGAGUCAGUGCUCCUGUGGGUGCUGUUCCUCUUUGUGUUUAUGCACAUCAAGGAACAAGACGGGAGCGUUUUGGGCCACGGAGUGGGGAUCUCGAGAGUGCUUGCCCCACCGGCUUCUGCCAGUCAGAACUAGGCUAGUGUGUGCACACUCAGUGCAGAGGCAAGACUGAGUCUGGAUCCUGCAAGCAGCAGGAUGCUAAUAUAGGCUCCGAGCCAGAGAGACGGGGGCGGAAAAAGAGGGCCAGGCCUGGAAACCACCACUGCAGGCAUCCUGUGGCUGAUCAGGCCAUCUUGGUUGGCCAUAACCUCGGCUGUGCGUCUGCAGGUUAUCUGUAAGCAUACAAUGCAGGCCACAAGCUAUCCCACAGUGCCUUGCCCCAUAAUAGACAGACACGGGGAAUCCUAACACAGAAGGGCUGGAGUCUGCAGCAGUUGGGCACAGGACCAUCUCACGCCCGGUUUCCUUGGACUGCAUCCUACACGCCGGAUCAGGCCCUUUCCAACAGAGCGGGACCUCAGGACAAGGGGGUCAAGAGAGCUUCCAAUCCAGUCUUGUACUAGACUAGGGUGUGGUUUUAGCCCUGUUAGCCCCCCCCCCAUCGUUCAGGCAUGGCUGGGGGGUGGGUGCUGGAGACUGAACUGAAGAAAUUAAGGCUCUGAUGAGGGAAGAGUGGGGGCCCCGUCUGGGUCAGGUGGGGGGAGCAUCCCCCCUGUCGGCUGCAGGUUGCCCAUAAGCGCCCAUACGUUGCCCCCAAGGGCUACCCUUUGGUGGGCAGCAAAAAUGGGAGCAGUUUGAUAAUUUGGGGGUUGGGGAGGACAAAUGUGGGGGCAGCCAGUGGAAAUUAUCUGUGUGUGGGGGGGGGGCUACCCCUGGCAGCCUCCCCUCCCCUGGCACCAGGACAGCACGACGUCACAUUGUGCCAUUUGAUAAGGAUUGUACAGGUUGUGGGGGUUACAAAAACAAAUACAAAAAGGUAAGCUGUGGGUUUUAGUCCCCCACUGUUGCCCUUGCAAAUUUCAGCUGCACAAGGAGAGAACAGCUGGUGGUAGCAAGCCUGACUUGUCCCCUUAGCUAAGCAGGGUCCACCCUGGUUGCAUUUGAAUGGGAGACUAGAAGUGUGAGCACUGCAAAAUCUUCCCCUCAGGGGAUGGAGCCGCUCUGGGAAGAGCAGAAGGUUUCAAGUUCCCUCCCUGGCAGCAUCUCCAAGAUAGAGCUGAGAGAGAUUCCUGCCUGCAACCCUGGAGAAGCCAGUCUGUGAAGACAAUACUGAGCGAGAUGCUCCCAUGUUCUGACUCAGUAUAUGGCAGCUUCCUAUGUUGGUCAGUAGAGGACUCUCAGCAGAGUCCUACAAUUGUGGCACUUGUGCUGCUGCGUCCGUUUUGUACACCAGAUGGCGCUGCUCCCUAUAGCUCAGAAUGGAUAUGGAUUUGGGCAAUAUUAGGUUAGUCCCACCUGCAGCCGCCAAGAUCUGUUUUAACAGUGGAGAAUUCCCGUCCAGGGCAAUUCAGCCAACUCAGCAGUGGAGGGGAGGUAGUUACUGCUGCCCUAUUAGCAUCUUCCAAAACUGGGAUUCUCACCCUUGUGGCCCCCCCCAAUGAUGUUGGACUAAAAGUCCCAACAUCUCCAGUGACUAAAGUUCCUUGCAGCUGAAGAUGACAGGAGUUGUCCGUCCCCUCAAUGAAACAGCAACACUUUCCAUGCAUUAGCGUGUCCAAAACUGAUCCUGACUAGUCCAGCCUCCUGUUUCCCACAGGGCCCCAGCAGAUGCCCCUGGGAGGCCCACAAGCGGGAGAUGAAGGCAUGCCCCCUCCCCUGCAAUUCGGAGGCCUCCCCUCUGAACAUGGGAGGUAGCUUACAGCCAUCAAGACUACAACUCCCAUCAUCCCUUGCACCCGAGAGGCCUUCGCAGCUUCUUAGCCAUGUAUAUAUAACUUUUUGGAAACCCUCCAAUUUGUUUUUUUUUCUGUAUUGUGCAUAAAUCCCUUGACUCCCUGAA